CGGCGCUGUACUGACUGUGCAUGUAUGUGUUCUUGGGCGAUACAUGGAUAUGCAUUUGCAGACCGAUUUCUGAGAAUGAGAGAUUGCUAGGAUUAUUUUAGAGAUCCAGAGAGAAGCGAAGGAACGAACGACAAAGAAAAAAUGUCUAUGCUCUCGGACGAUCAGCUGUCAGAGCACCGGGACGCAUUCGGGCUCUUCGACAGAAAAGGAGAUGGCAAGAUCGAUGUGAGCCAACUGGGUGAUGUGUUGCGAGCUCUUGGUCAGAAUCCAACCAAUGCAGAGGUGAAGAAGCUGGCAGGUGAUAUAAAAUCAGCUGAUCACCGCCUAAGCUUUGAAGACUUCCUGCCCAUUUUCAACUCAGUACGCUCCAAGAAAGAAGCAGGAUCUCAGGAGGCGUUUAUCGAAGGUCUGCGCGUCUUCGACAAGGAUGGAAACGGCACUAUAAACUCUGUCGAGCUCAGACAUGUACUGACGAGUUUAGGUGAGAAGUUGAAUGAAGAGGAGGUUGACCAGCUGCUGACUGGAAUGGAGGACUCGAAUGGACAAGUGCAAUACGAAGAAUUUAUCAAGACCAUCAUGUCUGGUUAGAGAGGCAAGAAUUCACUGCAAACCCGCACCACCACCACCGCCACCAGCAGUGUACCAGUGCAGUGACGGAUACUUACUGAUCGUCUGCACAUCCAAUGUGCCCUGGUUCGUUGUAACCUGGUUCAUCAUGCAACCACACACAGUCAACGAAACAUGAGCGGCCCAACUUGCUCGAGUUUUAUGCUAGAUUCACUUUUCCUUUUCUGCAUCUGCCCAAACAGAUCUUAGCCCUUCUUUUGUGCCUCCCACAUACGAUAGUUCUUUUCAUAUUUUGCUUCUGAAUUUCAAAUUACAGAACUGUCACUAAGAUAUAUGCCCCUUGUUAGUAUGUUACCAUGGUUAUGAGCACCUCCGAAGCAAA
Messenger RNA from Sycon ciliatum, 949 nucleotides. Its product is annotated as myosin-2 essential light chain-like. The transcript has 6 exons. Lineage: Eukaryota; Metazoa; Porifera; Calcarea; Leucosolenida; Sycettidae. Gene Ontology annotation, molecular function: calcium ion binding. Gene Ontology annotation, cellular component: myosin II complex. The coding region runs from base 142 to 588 and encodes 148 amino acids. The record is from RefSeq and is a predicted model, not a curated record.